AUGUCACAUAGAGAAGUUGGACAACAUGGUAAUCAGCUCAAUCAAAAUGAGAUUUACAAUGCUUCACAUAUACCACAGCAUUCGGUUCGUAACCCACAACAAUGGCAAUUGAGGUAUGCACAAGAGUUUGUGCAGCCCGGUAGACAGACGACAUUCAUAGAACAGUUGGCUGCACAAUUCCGAUUAGGAUGUGCAUCAAACCAAUUUGUUGCUUCUCUUGAACAAAUGCAACGAUCGGGUGAAACUGUAGAGUGUGUAAUGCCAUUGUCAAAUGAGAAGACGAUAGUUGAGGACAACAAUGUGAGGUUGGAGGGUGACACUGCGACGGUUGAGUAUAAUACUGCAUUUGAUGAGGGAAAUGAAGAUUUGUUUGCUGACAGUGAAGAUAGAUUUGAUCACACUUCAGAUGAUGGGAUUGAACAAUCGCAAGAUGACAGUUCAGACGAUGACUGCCUUUAUGACAGUGACAUUCCAAUUUGCAAUAAUGUUAAAGGCGAAACAGAACCUGUUGAAGGUGUUGAUGUAGGAGAUGUUCAGUGUGAUGACCCCAUAUACAAUAAUCCCAUCGCUGGUGAGAACGGGAUUCGUUCCCUUGAUACAAUGCUCGAUGACAGUGAUCAGGAAAGGGGAAAUGCAGAGAUAUCUUGUACGUGGGACAAGGCAUGCAAGUUCAGUGUUUGUGCAACGAAGUUACCUGAUAGAGGAGAAUAUUGGAAAGUUCGGACAUUUCACAAAGUACACACCUGUACCGUUGAUGGUUUGCAAGGGCGAUUUCCAACUACGAGUGCGAAGAUGAUUAGUGAACUUAUGUUACACAAGAUUUGGGCUAAUGGAGUAGCAUUGAGACCUAAGGGCAUAAUUUGUGAGAUGAGGGUUCAGUGGGGAUUGAAAUGCUUGUAUGGUAAGGCUUGGCAAGCGAAGAAGUAUGCGAAGAGGCUUGUUUUCGGUCCACCGGAGGAGUCAUUUCAAUUACUACCAUCGUAUUUUUAUAUGUUGGAACAAGAAAAUCCUAGCAUAGUGACUGCAGUGGCUACUGAUGAGGAAGAAAGAUUCAAAUAUUAUUUCUGGUCAUACGGGGCUUGUAUUCGGGGGUUUAGGGAUGUAACGCGUCUUACAGUUGUAAUAGAUGCAACACAUCUGAAAGGCAGGUUCAAGGGUGUUCUGUUUGUCGCUAUAUGCAAAGAUGUGAAUGAGUGCGUAUAUCCAGUUACGUUUGGCAUCGGCCAUGUUAAGUACGAAGACUCGUGGACGUGGUUUCUUAGCAAGCUGCGUGAUGCAGUUGGUUGUCCUGAAAACACUAUGUUCAUUUCUGAUCAGCAUCUCGACAUUAAGAAAGCAAUCCAAAAUGCAUACCCAGAAGCUCACCAUGAUUUAUGCGGUUACCACUUAAAAAAAAACUUUAAAAACAAGUUCAAGCGCGACGAUGUUUGUAUGCUUUUCACCCUUGCUCGAGAUUGCUAUAAGGUGGUCAAUUUCAACAGACAUAUGAACCAGAUAUAG
Molecule: messenger RNA, 1500 nt
Organism: Theobroma cacao (cacao)
Lineage: Eukaryota; Viridiplantae; Streptophyta; Magnoliopsida; Malvales; Malvaceae
Source: RefSeq, a predicted model, not a curated record